GGGAAUGGCCGUGGAGGCGGCUCCGUGCAGUUCAAAUCCCACCUCUGCUUAAACAAUGUACUGCUUCGUGGGAUGGUUGCGGGAGAGAAAUCAACUGAGUUAACAAACGCUCAGCGUCUGCUACAAAUCAGGCGCUGUGUUCGCAGCCUCUUCAUUGUUCUCAGAGCCUCCCAAGCUGGCUUACCUAGUAGGUGCUUACCUGUCCGUCGGUGCCCCCGGGAGAGUGGGAGACCUCACCUUGGGUGGGGGGGUCUUGGAUUCUGUCCUCUUCAGCCUCUCCAGUCUCCCCUGGAUACCAACCGCACAGCUACUUCGAUGAAAGGGCCUGAGAAAGCAGUUUCGAGGACCCUGGUGCAUGCAUGGGCCACCCCAACUCUGGCUCUCAGCUUAGUGCCCCCCAGGCUGCACACACUGGUGCCUGGGGAACCAGCCGUGCCGGGUAUCAGACUGGGACUGGUUCCACGCAAGGCAGGCGCUGUGCCGCUGUGCUACCUCUGUCAUCCUCUAUUUUUUUCUUUUUUUAGAGACUCACAUUGAAGUAGUAUAACACACCCACAGAUCAUUAGAUGACUUUAUUUUUCUUUCCUUUUUCUUACCGAAUCACCAUGAGAUACAGUUAAAGCUUUUGCGUUUGCGCUUCACUCAUACACUGAUGGAACACCUCUCCCUUGGGUGACUUCCACACACUGGGCGCACCGUGAACCACACACACAAGAAAAGCGUCUGCUUCCCGACGGCCCCUCCGUAUGCGCCCAGAAAACGGUGCUGAGACGCCGCAAACCUCCGGAGCAGCCCACCCGCCCCUGCAGCAGGGACACGGGGCUUGUGCGGCUUGAACCACGUUCCAGCGCGUCUGGCGGGUGCGCGGGAGUCAGCGUGCCCAGUGGAGGGGGCGGGAAGAGGCUGCUCCGGCAGGGGGGGACACGGGGACACGGGACAGGGCUUUCCACAGACGGAAUGAACCCCGUCACCGUGGCUGGGGCUGGCGGUCGUCAGAACUGCACCUCUGGCAACUUUGAACCUGUGAGUGUAGUUUUGUGUGAUCCUCUAAGGACUCAGGGGACAUUCCUUUCCCAUCGUCACAAAUGACCGCGAGCUUUAAGGACCUUAAGUGCUUUUAGGACCCCCAAGCAGGGUGGGGGUCGGCGCUGCACCAGGUGGGCCUCCCCGGUGCAGUCAGGGCCACGGACCCUUCUGGAGGCCCCGGGGCACAGGUUUUCCCACUUUGGGGCUCUUUCAACGCCCCCAGGGCUUUCUAACUGCUACUCCCGUGGUUGAGGCCCGGCGGCUGCGACCCAAGUCUGUCCUGCGACCCUCGGGAAGCAUCUGGGUGCCCAGACCUUGGCUCCUGGCCCCCCUCCAAAGCUAGGCAUGGGCUCUUGGGGCUUUCCUGUGUCGUGCCACACGCCGCGGUGUGGAACCUCGGCCCGAGCAAUGCAGGCCAGCACGUUAACCCCUGCGCUCCCCGUCCACUCCCAGCUGUGCUUCAGACCCCUUCUAAAGGGCGGGGAGGCCCAGGCUGCUGCGUUCCCAGGGACGCCGCGGUGGGCACCUUCCCGGCAGGUGGGCGCCGUCCCGAGGGGCCGGGACGGGGUGCGGCACUACCGCGGGGUCCACACUGCGCGGACCGCCCCUCCCGGCCCGUGCCGCCGCCCGCCGCCCGCAGCGCCGCCAAGCCCCGCCCCGGAAGCGGAUGAUGCUCCUCGAUCCUCCAAUCCAGCAGCGGGGGCCGAGAACUGACCCUUCCCAUUGGCGGGCGGCGCGGCCCGCCCGGCUCCGAGGCCUCUCAUUGGCCUGCGUUCAGGACGGGUGGUGCCCGCGUGGUCGCGGCCACGUGCUCCCGUCGUGGCGCGCACCGGCCGCCCGGCUCCUGCUCGGCCAUGGCCUCGGCUGGCGGCGGGCCCAGGAAGCCCCGGCUGGCGGCCUCGCUGCCCGUGAGCCCCCGGCGGCCCCCCGCGGGCCUGGGCCACGGCAUCUGGGGGCCUGCGCCCGGCGUGGAUGCGGAUGACCCGGAGGCCGGCGGGCAGCCGCUGGCCCUGACGGCAGGGGACAGUUGGUCCCGGAUGGGGGCCAGCGUCGGGGACCUGGGUGCAGCCUGGGCGCGGGGAGACAUCGGGGGACCGACGGGGAGGGCCCCGAGGGUCUCCGUGCCGCCCACAGGGUCCAUGGGGGACAUCCCGAAGGCGGCCGGACUCCUGGGCCUGCAGCUGCAGGACGAGUCCCCGCAGGCCACCAGCUUGUUUGCCCAGUACGCGGCCAGCCUGGGCGUUUCGCUGACGUUCCACGAGGACCAGCUAGCAGACCCCGGCUUCCCCUUCUCCAUGCCCUCGGCCCUGGGUGGGGUGGUCUGCCCGGCGGACCCCGGCCGCAGCAAGGCGGAGACGGAGCAGCAGGAGGCCCUGGCGGGCGCUGGCUAUGCACGCAGACUGCCCGAGAGCCCAGGACCCCCGCAGGCCCCCCGCAGGCCUCCCCAGCCCGCCCUGAGCGUAGAGAGCAUCGUGACCCACGAGCAGCGCUGCGCGGCGGUGGUCAGCGCUGCCUUUGACCGCCUGGUGGCCGCCGCCUCGCCGUACCAGGCCUGCAAGGGGACCGUGGCCGCCGUGAUCCUGGAGAGAGAGGUCCCGGGCGCCAGGGCCCACGCCAAGGAGACGUACGAGCUGGUGGCGCUGGGCACGGGCGGUGGCAGCUGCAGCGGCUGGCUGGAGUUCUCGGGCCGGCAGCUCCACGACAGCCACGGGCUGGUGGUGGCCCGCCGGGCCCUGCUGAGGUUCUUGUACCGGCAGCUGCUGCUGGCGACGCACGGGGGGCCCAAGGGCAAGGAGCGGUCAGUGCUGGCCCCGCAGCCGGGCCCGGGGCCCCCCUUCGUGCUCAAGCCUCGCAUCUUCCUGCACCUCUACACCAGCAGCACCCCCCAGGGGGCGGCCCACGACAUCUGCCUGCCGCACGGCCCCGCCCUGCGCCUGCAGGCCCACGUGCGCGGGGAGCUGCGGCCCGUGUGCUACCUGGCGCCCGCGCUGCGCGACACCCACGUGGGCUGCCUGUCGGCCAGCGACAAGCUGGCCCGCUGGGCGGUGCUGGGGCUGGGCGGCGCCCUGCUGGCCCACUUCCUGCCGCCGCUCUACGCCACCAGCCUGGUUCUGGCCGACCCCUGCCACGACGCCCCCACGCUGGACAGGGCCAUCCACAGCCGGCCCUGCCUGGACGGGGCGCUGGGCCCGAGCCUGCCGCCCCCUUACACCCGCACCACGCUGCACCUCUUUGCCGGGCCCCCCGUGGCCCCCUCCGAGCCCGCACCCAUCGGCUGCCAAGAUUUGAGCCUCAACUGGAGCCUGGGGGACCCCGACGUGGAGGUCGUGGACGUGAGCACUGGCCGCGUGAAGGCCAAUGGGGCGCUGGGGCCCCCGUCCCGCCUCUGCAAGGCGGCCUUCCUCCACGCCUUCCGCCAGACGGCCCGCGCCCUGGGCAGGCCGCACCUGCUCUCCCUGAAGACCUACGAGGCAGCCAAGGCGGGGCCCUACCAGGAGGCGCGCCGGCAGCUGUCUCUGCUCCUGGACCAGCAGGGCCUGGGCUCCUGGAUGCCGAAGCCGCUGGUGGGCAGAUUCAGGAGCUGACGUGGAGGGGCCUGAGGGGGCCUGUGGGGGCGGCUCUGAGGCCGCUUCAAUAAAGCAGCUCUUCUGGUGCUUCUGUGUCGGCUUUGGAGGGUCCGAGCAGCUCUGGAAGGUGCUGGGGAUUGAACCCGGGCGGCCGAGCGCCAGGCAGGCACCUUGGGCCCGGCGGGGGGCAGCUGGCGGGGCGGGGCGCCGAGCUCCUCGACCGGCAGGACCAGCAGCGUGUUCACUGCUCCGUGGGUGCCUCCCCCUUUUAUUAAAUAAAAAUUUCUCAGACCAGCUUUGAAGUAAUAGUUUCCCUGGGUGGCAUCUCUCAGAACGCAGGAGCUGAUUAGCCUAUCUGUUACCCGCCGUUUCCCCGGAGAUCACGGAGGCUGAUUCACUGUCUGCUGCACGCACACUCGGGUCUGGGCCAGCAUCACCGCCAGUCCCGGCUGCGGCGUGCAGUGAGCCCGUUGGUGUCCAUUAGUCACGUAAUCACUGGGUAAACGUGUUGCUGAGGCGGGCACUGCUGCCCGGGG
This is a messenger RNA of Sorex araneus (European shrew), 4129 nucleotides long. RefSeq names its product adenosine deaminase domain containing 2 (gene ADAD2). Gene Ontology annotation, biological process: adenosine to inosine editing; RNA processing. The transcript has 10 exons. The coding region runs from base 1881 to 3611 and encodes 576 amino acids. NCBI's taxonomy places the organism in Eukaryota, Metazoa, Chordata, Mammalia, Eulipotyphla, Soricidae. The record is from RefSeq and is a predicted model, not a curated record. Gene Ontology annotation, cellular component: cytoplasm; nucleolus. Gene Ontology annotation, molecular function: double-stranded RNA binding; double-stranded RNA adenosine deaminase activity; tRNA-specific adenosine deaminase activity.